AUGGACGUCGCCCAGGCGGUCUCAGGAUACAUCAAUAAGGUGGUCGCGACGAGCGAUACGUCGUCCGCCAGGAUGAAAAUUCUCCUACUUGACAGGGAGACUGUUCACAUCGUGUCAACUGCCGUCACCCAGUCAGCUCUCCUCAACCAUGAGGUUUAUCUUAUCGACCGCCUAGACAAUGCAUCUCGUGAGAAGAUGCGACACUUGCGAUGCCUCUCCUUUGUCCGGCCAUCGCCUGAAUCAAUCCAGCUACUCAUAGAUGAAUUGAGGGAUCCCAAAUAUGGCGAAUAUCAUUUGUACUUCACAAAUGUAGUCAAGAAGUCAUCUUUGGAACGGUUGGCUGAGGCAGAUGAUCAUGAGGUGGUCAAACUGGUGCAAGAGCACUUUGCCGACUACACAGUCAUCAACCCGGACCUCUUCUCAUUCGGCUUCACUCUACCACAACAGCGCAUAUGGGCCGGGAACCCAGACACUUGGAAUCCUGACUCGCUCCAGCGGUGCGCACAAGGUCUCAUCGCCGUACUGCUGUCGCUCAAGAAGAAGCCAUUAAUUAGAUACCAGAAGACCAGUCCGCUAGCCAAGAAGCUUGCAUCAGAGGUUCGAUAUCUUAUGACACAAGAAGACUCAUUAUUCGAUUUCCGAAAAGUCGAUACCCCUCCCAUUUUGCUCGUGCUGGACCGUCGCGAAGAUCCAGUGACACCGCUGCUCACGCAAUGGACAUAUCAGGCUAUGGUCCACCACCUCUUGGGUAUUCAGAACGGACGCGUCAAUCUGAGUGAUGUUCCGGAUAUCAGCCCAGAGCAGAAGGAGAUUGUUCUAUCACAAGACCAGGACCCGUUCUUCAAGAAAAACAUGUUCCUGAACUUUGGUGAUCUUGGAGGUAACAUCAAAGAAUAUGUUGGGCAGUUUCAGUCCAAAACGAAGAACAAUGAGAAUAUCGAGUCAAUAUCCGACAUGAAGCGGUUUAUCGAGGAAUACCCAGAAUUUCGAAAACUCUCUGGCAAUGUCAGCAAGCACGUUACUUUGGUGUCAGAGCUCAGCAGACGCGUGGCAGCCGAUAACCUGCUCGAAGUCAGCGAGUUGGAACAAAGUCUGGCGUGCAAUGAUAAUCACGGAACUGAUGUUAAGAAUAUCCAGCGACUUAUCCAGUCGCCAAACGUCACGCCGGAGAGCAAAGUAGGCCUCGUUGCUUUGUACGCUCUCCGUUAUCACAAGCACCCGUCAAACGCCUUGUCCAUGCUUACUGAUCUUCUCGUUGCUGCUGGAAACGUGUCCCCGCGAGACGCAGACAUGGUUAGCAAAUUGACAACAUUUCACACAUCUCUCCAAGCGUCACAGUCUCAGGGUGGAAUUUCGGAGAUCUUCGAAUCGGCUGGCAUUUUCUCUGCUACCUCAAACCGCUUCAAGGGCCUUAAGGGCGUGGAGAAUGUUUAUACGCAGCACAGUCCACUUCUUGAAACUACUCUGCAGAAUUUGAUCAAGGGGCGACUCAAGGAUCAACAAUAUCCUUUUGUUGAGGGCGGCGGUUCUACCAAGGAUAAACCACAGGAUAUCAUCGUGUUCAUUGCUGGCGGUGCAACUUACGAGGAGGCCAAGAUGAUUGCGGAACUGAAUGCGUCCAGUCCAGGCGUUCGUGUUGUUCUGGGUGGUACCACGAUUCACAACUCAGCGACGUUCCUAGAGGAGGUGGACGAUGCUGUUGGUUCAUGGCCUGAGAGCCGAGGUAGAAGGUAA
Messenger RNA from Fusarium coffeatum, 1734 nucleotides. RefSeq lists its product as uncharacterized. NCBI's taxonomy places the organism in Eukaryota, Fungi, Ascomycota, Sordariomycetes, Hypocreales, Nectriaceae. The transcript has 2 exons. The record is from RefSeq and is a predicted model, not a curated record. Gene Ontology annotation, cellular component: Golgi membrane. Bases 1 to 1734 code for a protein of 577 amino acids. Gene Ontology annotation, biological process: vesicle-mediated transport; intracellular protein transport.